UUCAGGAGUGUAUACAUAAGUCAUGAUCAGACAGAAGCAUUUUUAAAUUCGUAUAAUGACUUCAGAAUUCAUUCACCCAGCUAAUCAAUUCAGUAUAUGCACUAAAAUAGAAUUUUCCUGUUAUAGAAUACAGUCCACGGAUGGGUCACACAUGAUUUUAACAGAUGAGAUAGAGCAUCUUUUAAAAAUUUAGAAGUCACCAUGGCAAUAUUAAGUUUAGCAAUUUCAAAGUCCAACAGGCAGUGUAUUUUCCCCAUGCUUUAGUAAGCAUCUGUAGCAAGUGGAUGUGGGUUCUCUAACUGCAAUGCAAUUAGAACUAGAACCUUGUAACUACAAAAAGCAAUUAUGAAAUAUGCUCCGUCCAUAGUGUGAUUAUUUCAAACCUGAAUCUGUCCAAGUGAUACUUUUUUUUUCAACAACUAGCUCUUACUUGAAAGAGUGGUAGAGAAAGAUACUCCGCUCCCCAAAUGGCCGGGAGAGAGCCACUUCACUCCCCAAAUGGCCACGAGAGUCGGGGGCGAGCCAAGCUGAAUUCUGGAGCCGGCCAAGUCUGCGACACUUGUUUUCGCUGCACUGCCUCCUCCCAGGCACAUUAUCCUGGAAACCAGAUCAGAAGCAGAGCAGUCGAUCUGAACUACUGGCGCUCGGAGAUGGGAAACCGGCACCCGAGCAAGCAUUAUUAACGAAGAGAGCGCAACAAGCAGUCGUCAAAGCCGUGCGCAACGGAGGAUUUGCGGCGCUGACACCCCACAGACUAGAGCCAUCGUGGUCUCCGUAUCCUAACAAAGAGGCGCAGGGAAUUGUGGGAAAUGUAGUCCCACCCUCCCAUGACUUCACCAGGGCAGGGCCCAGGGAAAACUCUUCCAGAUUCCUUCUGCGCAUGUGCCUCCCCGCCCACUCCCGCCAUCUUCCUCCAGGAAAUUCCAGAUGCUCGGCUCUGUCCACGGUGUUGUGCGGACUCUGCGGUUGGAGACCGUCCCGGAAGGUAGAACUCUAGAGUCUUCACACCUGUUUCCAAGUGCAGAGAAAACAAUGAAUCCAUCUCCAGUAUUUGUGUCAUUUGAGGAUGUGGCCGUGUCGUUCACCUGGGAGGAGUGGCAGGAGCUGGACAGUGCUCAGAGAACUCUCUACAAGGAGGUGAUGCUGGAGACGUACAGCAGCCUGAUGUGCUUGGGAUGUUGCAUUUCCAAACCAGAGGUUAUCCUCAAGUUGGAACAGGGAGCAGAGCCAUGGAUUGUGGAAGACCCCCUAACCCAGAACCUGCCAGUUAUCCAACAAAUAGAUGACCAGAUUGGGACCAGUCGUGAAAUUCAAGACAUGAUUAUGUGGCAAGUUUUAUUCACAAACAAUAGCACGUCAGUCAAGGAGAGGGAUGAAUUAGGGGAACCACUUAAUUUAAAAUCCAGCCAUAUGUCAACAUUGAUAAUGAAAGAUGGGAAUUAUGCAGGAAUGGGGCCUGAGGAAUACAAUGCAUGUCAGAGCACUUUUCUGCUUAAUGAGCAUGAUGAUCUGUGCUCUGGAGAGAAACUCGAUGGCUCUAUUGUCCCUUGGAAAUCCCUCAGAUAUUGUGAGUAUCCCAGUCAGCAUCAAAGCAUCCAGACAUUGCCACACAUUUUUGAACACAGUGUACAAAGAAAUACCUUCAACAGCGAAGCAAUGUUCUAUACACACAAGUCAGAUCUUAUAGCACAUCAGGGGACACAUACAGGAGAAAACCCAUGUAACUGUAGUGAUUGUGAGAAACCUUUCAUCUGUAAGCCAAACUUUACUGUCCAGCACAGAAUUAGCUCGUCGGAGAAGUCCUAUUGGUGCAAUGAGUGCGGGAAAACGUUUUGCCGCAAGUCAAACCUCCAUCGCCAUCAGAGGACUCACACGGAGGAAAAGAACAAUGAAUGCAAUAAAUGUGGAAAAAGCUUUUACCAGAAGUCAGAUCUUAUCAUUCAUCAGAGAAUUCACACCGGGGAAAAGCCCUACGAAUGCAGUGACUGUGGGAAAACCUUCUGCCGAAAGUCGAGCCUCCGGACACAUCAGAGACUGCACACAGGUGAGAAACUAUACGAAUGUAAAGAGUGUGGGAAAACCUUCUUCUAUAAGUCAUCUCUCUCGCAGCAUCAGAGAACAUUGCAUCAGCAAACUCACACAGGGGGCAAACCCUAUGAAUGUAGUGAUUGUGGAAAGAAGUUCUGCAGGAAGGCAAACCUCAUCAUGCAUCAGCAAACACAUACUGGGGAAAAACCCUAUGAGUGCAAUGAGUGUGGGAAAACGUUCUUCAGGAAGACGAGCCUGAGCAGGCAUCAGCAAACUCACACAGGGGAAAAACCCUUUGAAUGUAACGACUGUGGAAAAGCCUUUUAUCUCAAGUCAAAUCUACUUAUCCAUCGCAGAACUCACACGGAGGGGAAAGCUUUUCCGUGCAAUGAAUGUGGGAAAGCCUUUUACCAGAAGUCAUACCUGAUCAUCCAUCAGAGAUCUCAUACGGGAGAGAAACCGUAUGGGUGUAAUGAGUGUGGAAAAUCCUUCUGUCAGAAGGGGCACCUUGCCCAGCAUCACCGGACACACACGGGAGAGAAGCCAUUUGAAUGUCACGAUUGCGGGAAAACGUUCUCCCAGAAGUCCCACCUGAGCACACAUCACAGAAUCCACACAGCUGAGAAACCCUAUAAAUGUGCUGAGUGCGGGAAGACGUUCGUCCAGAAGUCAACGCUCAGGGGACAUGAGCGGAUCCACACGGGAGAGAAGCCCUACGAGUGUCCCGAGUGUGGGAAGACUUUUGUUCAGAAGUCCACCCUGAGAGACCAUCAGAGAAUUCACACCGGGGAGAAGUCAUUCCAGUGUCACGAAUGCGGGAAGACUUUUGGCCAGAAGUCCAACUUAAGAAUCCAUCAGAGGACUCACAGCGGGGAGAAGACUUACCAGUGUACGGCGUGCGGAAAAUCCUUUUGGCGAAAAGACCAUCUCAUUCAACAUCAGAAAAUUCACACGGGAGAGAAACCGUUUAAAUGUCACGAAUGUGGGAAAACUUUCGCCCGGACAUCAACCCUGCGGGUGCAUCAGAGAAUUCACACUGGAGAAAAGCCAUUUAAAUGCAACGAAUGUGGUAAACAUUUUGUCCGCAAAGCGAUUCUUUGUGAUCACCAGAGAACUCACACGGGGGAGAGGCCCUUUCGGUGUAACAAAUGUGGGAAAAGUUUUGGCCAGAAAUCUAACCUUAGGAUACAUGAGAAAAUUCACAGGGGGGAGAAAUCUUACGAAUGUCGUGAAUACAGGGGGUUUUAUGAAAAGUCAGCCUUGUAUGACAGGACUCAGGGAGGGUUAACGCUCUGUUGAUGUCAUAACUGGAAAAC
This is a messenger RNA of Ochotona curzoniae (black-lipped pika), 3344 nucleotides long. Its product is annotated as zinc finger protein 510-like. Gene Ontology annotation, cellular component: nucleus. Lineage: Eukaryota; Metazoa; Chordata; Mammalia; Lagomorpha; Ochotonidae. The coding region runs from base 928 to 3327 and encodes 799 amino acids. Gene Ontology annotation, biological process: regulation of transcription by RNA polymerase II. The record is from RefSeq and is a predicted model, not a curated record. The transcript is spliced from 7 exons. Gene Ontology annotation, molecular function: RNA polymerase II cis-regulatory region sequence-specific DNA binding; DNA-binding transcription activator activity, RNA polymerase II-specific.